AUGCCCCUUCGAGAUGGAAAGACGGAAGGUCGCAAGAGAAACCGACCUAAUACCAGAAAAGAUCGCCCUACGGCUUCGAAAAAUCGCAGCAGCCCCGCCGCUGUAACUGCAACAAGCGCCAGUUCGGCCUCGAUCUCACUAUCAGAAAGUGAGUCGGAUAUUGAAAGAGUUAGCCAGAAAGCGAACGCGCUUCUAGGCUCUUUUCUGUCCUUCAAAGAUCGGGGUGACUGUACUUCUACGGAGAGUAACUCACGGAGCUCCUCUGUUAUACCUGCAAAACGGCCAGCUGAACCCAAUGGCACAUCCACCACAUCCGAGAGAAGUAAUGAGAGGGACAACAAUACCAUUAGACCAAGUAGUCUAGCACAGCCAUUAUCAGACCGCCCGGUUUCAUGGGGAGCGUCAUCUCCGCUUCGCCCUGUGGUAGAGAUACCGAUACAUUUUGCAACGCCUCAACAACCUGGAGCAGCUGGACGACCUACUGAUAGGCCUUCCUCCCAAUCAUCUAAGAGACUGAGGCGCGCUAAAAAGAAAAUAUUAAAGAAAGAAAAGCCGUUUCUUUCUGAUCGGAUUGAAUCUCCGAUAUCCACAGAAUCGCGUUCAUCAAGGCGGAAUAGGGGCCCUCGAAGUUACUAUGCAAGUACCUUAGAGAUUUCUAGUCCGCGAGACCAAACCGAACAGAACCAUCCAGCCGACGAGCUAUCUGCCUCUUCUACCUUAACGUCUGAACCCAAGAAUCUGCCAGGUCGUGUAUGUUACCGCUCUGCUACCCAUAUUGUAGUAAAAGAGCCCCUGGUUGAAUCUGCAUCAAAUCUUGCCUCUUACCGCUCUUGGGAGGAGAGAGAGGACCCCGAAUCUCUCUUGAAAACGAGGAGGGGUACCAAUAUUGGUUGCAAAGGUAUCUUACUUCAUGCGGACUUAUGCAUGGAUGAAUUGAACGUAUUUUACCGCUUCAUGACAAACGUGGAAACAACACAGACUGAGGGUUGCAUACAAGACCUCGUUGUCCAGUAUUCUCAAUUAUUGUUUGAUUGUGGUGAGAUUGCGAGUUUGCUUCGCAAGUUAGCUCGCCUCAAGGAUGUAUACCUAGCUCUUUCAGGUUAUACUUCGAACAUCGCAGAGUUCCUUUUAGGUUGCCGAAACGGUGAAUUGGCACAACAGAUUAAGUCUGAUAAGAAAUUGGUUGUAAUAUGCCAAUACUUGAAAGAGAAGUUUCUGGUCUCCGCUCCUAUCCCAAACAAUGAUAUCAAUGCCCACUUGAAAUUCUUGCUGCGGCAAGUUGACGAACAGAAAUUGAGAGCAGCUGCUCAAGAAAUCAGCAUUUUGGGGCAGAGGACCUCCAAUGAGUUUUGUGCAUUCCUCGCUGAUGCAAAGAAUGGCCGGCUGCCCACCUCACCGUCAGCUCUUCGAGCUUAUUCAUCCAAACCAGAUCAGCAUCUACUGCGAUAUUAUCCAACCAGUGUUGCAUCUCAUCUUAGAGCCCGUGAACUUGGAUAUCAGCAGUAUAAGGCACGAUCGUCCAUACAACAAACCUUAGUCAAAUCAGCAAAUGACAGCUGGGAGCAUUGGAAGUCAUGGGAGGGCGCAUCGAAAGAUGUUGUGGUUCUUGACUGGUCCCCUGAUGGCACUCGCUUCGUGGCCGGAUGUGCAACAUCUUGCGCUCCAGAGAAUAUGAUGUACAACCGGAGAAAUAAUUUAGUGGUGGGAGAUUUGACAACAAACAGGCUUAAAGAACUUCCUGAUCACCGGAUGCCGCGAGUGUUAUUUGACCCAACACAAGCGAAUGAAGAAAGCAGCGGAAGCGACCCCCAACUCUACACCUCCAUCAGCGCAGUGGCAUGGUCCAAUGAUGGGACUCGGAUGUUUAGUUCCAGCUAUGACCGUACUGUCAAGUUAUGGGAUACCUCAAACCAUCAGGACACGAGAUGUAUUACAACUCUCCGUCACCCUGGAAAAGUACUAGUCAUGGCGCUUUCUAAGGUUGAUAACUGUCGAUUGGCUACCGGAUCAGAUCGUGAAAAUAGCUUUCUGCUGUGGCAGGUUGAACAAGAGCACGGCCUUUCUCUUUCAUCUCCAUUGGAGAUAUCGCCCCGCCACAAUAAAUUGAUGACACCAACAUCGUUAGCCUGGGGGCCUAACUCGUAUACGAAAGACCUGCUGGUAGCAGGCAUGUCUUUGCCCGACAGCAGUGAUACACGCGACCCGCCAAUCGGCGGUCAUCUAGCAGUUUGGCGAAUGGAGGAAGCCAGCGUUACCCAACUAGGUGUGAUGCCUAACUCCCAGAACGUUUUUGAUCUAUCGUGGCAUCUACCAUCAGGUUUAUUCGCCGCUGGGAUAGCUGCCUAUGGUCGUUCCAAAGGACUAGGCUCUGAGGUCCGGUCAAUGGUGAAUAUCUAUGACCCGUUAAGGGGUAAGAGAGACAUCAUCAGCUAUGAUUGCCCUGGGCGUGAUAUUAACAUUGUGACCUUCUGCCCAUUUAAUGAUAACUAUAUCUCUGCCGGAUGCACGAACGGGACGACCUAUGUAUGGGAUUUCCGAAAUCCCAACAAGAUUCUCCAUCAACUUCAGCAUGGCCCACAGAUUAGGGACCUAGACAUCGGAGUACAGUUUGGGCUCUGGGGUGAUCAAUCAAGCAUGUUAUAUACCGGGUCUUCUGAUGGCUGUGUCAAAACCUGGAACAUCAUGGCUGCCACGGAGGAUGUUUUCGUCAAAGAUCUUGCUAGCUUUGGUAACGAUAUCACUUCUGGAGCCUUGUCUGCCGAUAAGACGACGAUGAUUAUCGGAGACAACAGCGGGAGCAUCCAUAUCCUCUCCACUUCGACCCCUCCAGAUGAUGACAAGUCGAUGCGAUUCGAACACGCCAAAGAUGAACCAGCGUACGAAUCAGACAGUGGUGUCAGGGCUGCCAAUGAGCUGAUUGAGUCGGGCCAAAUCGUCAAACAUGAAAAAUAUGGGCCUGGAAAAGGCCCUAAAUACAACGGGCCUUAUGCCGCCUGGGCCCGGCCACCUGGUACCCCCGCUGAUAAGCUCUCAAGCACGCCGUUGAUGACGCAGGUACAGAUGGAGCAGCUGUACGGCUCCGCCACGAAGCGCCGUGAAUACCUUGAUGAAGAUACCCGCAAGAAAGUCCGAACCCAGAUCCAGCUUGCCAAAUUUCGAAACAGCAAAACCUACUGGGCUGCCUCUGGUAGCAGCAUAAAUGCCGGGGAGGGCUAUGCCUAG
Molecule: messenger RNA, 3222 nt
Organism: Nannizzia gypsea CBS 118893
Lineage: Eukaryota; Fungi; Ascomycota; Eurotiomycetes; Onygenales; Arthrodermataceae
Exons: 1
Coding region: 1-3222 (1073 amino acids)
Biological process (GO): TOR signaling; regulation of actin cytoskeleton organization
Cellular component (GO): TORC1 complex; TORC2 complex
Molecular function (GO): protein binding
Source: RefSeq, a predicted model, not a curated record